Messenger RNA from Penicillium canariense, 276 nucleotides. RefSeq lists its product as uncharacterized. NCBI's taxonomy places the organism in Eukaryota, Fungi, Ascomycota, Eurotiomycetes, Eurotiales, Aspergillaceae. The transcript has 2 exons. Bases 1 to 276 code for a protein of 91 amino acids. The record is from RefSeq and is a predicted model, not a curated record.
AUGCCCGCCCUUCGAGACGCCGAGCUGUUUACGUGGCUUACGUGGCGGCCCUCUAAGGAGAGGGCGAAGGAGUAUGAAGGGAGUAAUGACGUGCCUCUAACUUCGUAUGAGGAGGAGACGGUUAUGUUCCGAUGGGGGGUCGGUGAGGACUGGAGGCCGGAGGACGGAGUCAUUAAGGCGUUUGAGGAUCUUGUGGGCGGAGACGGGGAGAACAUGGAGUGGAAAGCGUUUGAGUUUGUGGAAGAGAGGGAGCAGGAUCCGGGGGACUAUAUCUGA